Molecule: messenger RNA, 1542 nt
Organism: Dermacentor silvarum
Lineage: Eukaryota; Metazoa; Arthropoda; Arachnida; Ixodida; Ixodidae
Exons: 9
Coding region: 1-1335 (444 amino acids)
Source: RefSeq, a predicted model, not a curated record
AUGUUCAACAACUACUACUACAAGUACAAUAUGGAAUACGACAAGUUCAACAACGACUACGACAAGUCCAACAACGACUACGACGAGUCCAACAACGACCACGACAAGUCCAACAACGACUACGACGAUCAAUAUUCUUGGGAUACUUCACGCACCCCAUCUAUGUCCGAAUCUAGCGGUUUUCCUUUCAUGCCAAGUUGGCUCACUGGCUAUGUGUCUCCCGCGAAACCCCCACUCGUGUGCCACUUGUUGUCGCCAGUCUACGCCACCAACAUAUCCGACCACUUUUUCCUGCUGUCUCAAGCACUUCCGAAUCCGGGAGUGUGCGACUACGUUGUCCUAGACCUCCCACUCUUGUCGAACGGAACCUACCCCCCCGACUCGUACGAGUUCCUGCCAAAUGGAACGGGAUACAAGUUCCUCUUCACCAUCAGCCUAGUUCAGGGUGACUUCAUUGCGACCCAAGGCAUACUGAGCUCCCAGCUCUUCAAGCACACCGUGCGCACCAUCCGUCAACACCGAACGCUGCCGCUGUACGGCUUCGGUUUCCUCAGGGAUCUGCCGAUACCGAGCAGUAUGGCGCUCGCAACGAGAACGAUGGGACCACUUAGCGGAAUCUAUCAGGUGUUGAGCAACGUUCUGAGAACUGAGGGCGUGCGUCCCAGCGAUGUCUGCAACUUCGUAGCCUUCAAGCCAUCCAGUCUCACCAUACGACGGGGUGUCUACGAGGGCCUCUUGAGCGUCAUUAACCACAUCUCCUCCAUCAGCCUUGUUUUUAUCGUAACGGUGACUGAGGAACAAACGAAGUACGUCUUGCCAUCGUCGGCCUGGGGCGACGCCUGCUGGCCGAUGUCGAACGAAGUCAAAAUGAUGGACGCCGUUGAUCUCAUAGCCAGCGUCUCGGCGCCUAACGUAAUCUUCACCUUGACACUUAGUCUACGCAUUGACACGUUCACUCACGUCCGCAUGUCUGAUAUAGGCACCAAUGACGUCGGACUCGUCCUCUCCCACGAUCACUCGACUGGCUAUUACGACAGGGAAUGCGAAGACUUUUUCCAGCACGACUCAAGAGGUACAUCCCCAGUGUACUUUGGUGAAGGCGACUGCAUGUUUGCCCCGAAGCACGGCAGCGACAGCGUGGUGUCUUUCGAAACGCCCGAGACCGUACGACACAAGGUGGUCGCCGCCUAUCGUCACUUGGGCUACGGGAAGACCAGCCAGUACAUCAUAGGCUGGAGCGUCUACAAUGUCACUCACGGAAUGGCGCCUCAGUCGUGCAACGGAACCAACAACCGGAUCAAUCAAAUCCGCAAAGUGAUCGACGACAACAAAUAAUCGGCGCCCGGGGAUUUCGUGGGUCUGCUUUGGGAUUUUGUGCUUGAGAAUGUCGCUGCUGUUCAUGGAUUAUCAACGAGGGACAGUUCCAAAAGCUGUCUUCCUAGACUGUCGUGACUGGCAACUUGCUUUGAGCCUAAAGCUGCUCCUAAAAAAACACCCCAUCUCCUGCGAAGAGCAGAUGACUUGUUGUUUUAGGUCCUUGGU